ACUACAUUAUGAUUCAGUGCAAAGUACCAAAAGUGCUGGGGCUUCCGGGAGGGAGUGAGUGAGUGUGUGUGUGUGUCUGGUGGGGGUUGCCUUGGCUCCGCGUUGGCAUGAGGCUUAAUUGACACCUUUGAUGUAGCCUAAGACAGAGCCCGCGCCUCCCACUGCUGCUUGGAAGACGUCAGCCUUACGCAGAAAAGGCAUCUGCUGAUGAAUCCUGCAUCUCAUUCAGCCUACUCUGGGAGCAGCCUUAGCCAUCCUUAGCUAAUCCACCCGCUUCCCAUUUCCGCUCGUGCUCGGCUUAGUGCUGAGAAGCGAUUUCUCCUCUUACUGUUAGGUCAAUUCCUAAGACUGUGUCCAUGUUAGAACUCAUAGAAGUUAAUGGAACCCCUGGUAGUCAGCUCUCUACUCCACGCUCGGGCAAGUCACCAAGCCCAUCACCCACCAGCCCAGGAAGCCUGCGGAAGCAGAGGAGCUCUCAGCAUGGCGGCUCAUCUACUUCACUUGCAUCCACCAAAGUCUGCAGCUCGAUGGAUGAGAAUGAUGGCCCCGGGGAAGAAGUGUCGGACGAGGGUUUCCAGAUUCCAGCCACAAUCACAGAACGAUAUAAAGUUGGAAGGACAAUAGGAGAUGGGAAUUUUGCUGUUGUCAAAGAAUGUGUAGAAAGGUCGACUGCUAGAGAGUAUGCUCUGAAAAUUAUCAAGAAAAGCAAAUGUCGAGGCAAAGAACACAUGAUCCAGAAUGAAGUAUCGAUUUUAAGAAGAGUGAAGCAUCCCAACAUUGUUCUUCUGAUUGAGGAGAUGGAUGUACCAACUGAACUGUAUCUCGUCAUGGAAUUAGUAAAGGGCGGAGAUCUUUUUGAUGCCAUCACUUCCACUAACAAAUACACUGAGCGAGAUGCCAGCGGGAUGCUCUACAACCUGGCCAGUGCCAUCAAAUACCUGCACAGCCUGAACAUCGUCCACCGUGACAUCAAGCCAGAGAACCUGCUGGUGUAUGAGCACCAAGACGGCAGCAAAUCCCUGAAGCUGGGUGACUUUGGACUAGCAACCAUUGUCGACGGCCCGUUGUACACAGUCUGUGGCACCCCAACAUAUGUGGCUCCAGAAAUCAUCGCAGAGACUGGAUACGGCCUCAAGGUGGACAUCUGGGCAGCUGGUGUAAUCACAUACAUUCUGCUGUGCGGUUUCCCUCCAUUCCGUGGAAGUGGUGAUGACCAAGAGGUGCUUUUUGAUCAGAUUUUGAUGGGGCAAGUGGACUUUCCUUCUCCAUACUGGGAUAACGUUUCUGAUUCGGCGAAGGAGCUCAUCACCAUGAUGCUGUUGGUUGAUGUUGAUCAGCGAUUUUCAGCUGUGCAAGUCCUUGAGCAUCCCUGGGUUAAUGAUGAUGGUCUCCCAGAAAAUGAGCAUCAGCUGUCAGUAGCUGGAAAGAUCAAGAAGCAUUUCAACACUGGGCCCAAGCCGAACAGCACAGCCGCUGGAGUUUCUGUCAUAGCACUGGACCACGGGUUUACCAUCAAGAGAUCAGGGUCUUUGGACUACUACCAACAACCAGGAAUGUAUUGGAUAAGACCACCGCUCUUGAUAAGGAGAGGCAGGUUUUCCGACGAAGACGCAACCAGGAUGUGAGGAGCCGGUACAAGGCACAGCCAACUCCGCCGGAAGUCAACUCGGAAUCGGAAGACUACUCCCCAAGCUCCUCCGAGACUGUUCGCUCCCCCAACUCACCCUUUUAAUAAGACCCUUUUACUCAAAGUCCUAGCUUAACCCUUUGAGACUCUGAAGUUUUUUUUCCCCCGAUUUAUGUGAAACAGUUUCAUCUGAUCUAUCUAGCACUCAGUGCUUGAAAGGCAGAGCAGUGUGUUUUCAGGUAUCUUCCUUGCAAUUUUCCUUUACUGAAUGGCCUGGGGGGUGGGGGGGGGGGGCGGGUGUGAAGAUGGUAAUUUGCUGCUAUGAGGUCCUCAAAGGGUUAAGGUUAAUUUGCAGAUUUUUUUUUUCUAAAUAUAGAAGCAAUGAAUGUUUUCAUCCUUCAAGCUAGGAUCUGCAGUAUAUAGUAAAGUCCAUGUUAACCCUCUGAGUGCAUAGAUUUACUGAGAACCUAUAUUCAGGACUUUUUUCAGGUCUUUGGAUGUAUACACGCAUAUUUCUGGAUUUUGCUGCAGAUCAUGGGGUGUUUUUAGAUGCUGGAAUGUCCAAACAAGAAAGCCAUCUGCAUUGAUGAUCUAGCUUGUCCUCAUGGAUUUAGAGCAUGGCAGGCUUUGGGAUAACACUGCUGUCUUCUUUCACAAGCCUGUUGAGGAAGGGAUGUUUUAAUGGUUGUUAGAUGGCAUGACUUGUCACCUGCAGUGAGUCCUGCACAUUGAGUGGAGGAAAUUGAGUUUGUGGUCAACAGAGAGAGAGAUGGUGCCCCCUGUACAAAACCGUCUCCCUGUGAAGAGGUACUGAUGAUCUAGCCAUGCUGCUUCUGCAUCAGCUGCUGCUAGUGCCGGCACAG
Molecule: messenger RNA, 2490 nt
Organism: Ochotona curzoniae (black-lipped pika)
Lineage: Eukaryota; Metazoa; Chordata; Mammalia; Lagomorpha; Ochotonidae
Gene: DCLK1
Product: doublecortin like kinase 1
Exons: 14
Coding region: 357-1625 (422 amino acids)
Biological process (GO): retina development in camera-type eye; photoreceptor cell development; protein phosphorylation
Cellular component (GO): neuron projection; axoneme
Molecular function (GO): ATP binding; protein kinase activity; microtubule binding
Source: RefSeq, a predicted model, not a curated record